AUGAACAGACUCUUUGGCUCUGGAAAAAAGAUUCCCAAACCCACUUUAAAUGAUGCAAUCUCUAAUACCGAUGUGCGAGUUGACGCAGUCGAAGUCAAAGUAAAGAAACUCGAUGCCGAACUUACAAGAUACAGAGACCAGCUGAAAAAGAUGCGAGAUGGGCCAGCCAAGAAAACUGUGCAACAAAAAGCACUUCGAGUUUUAAAGCAAAAGAAGCUCUACGAAGCGCAACGUGAUAACUUGCAACAACAAUCAUUCAAUAUGGAACAAGCGCAAAUGACAACAGAGAACUUACGUAAUGUAAUGGCUACUGUGGAUGCUAUGCAGACUGCCAACAAGGAAAUGAAGAAGCAAUACAAGAAUGUAAAUUUGGACAAGAUUGACCAAUUACAAGACGAAAUGGAGGAUUUGAUGGAACAAGCAAACGAGGUUCAAGAAACACUGGGUAGAUCAUACAAUUUACCUGACGAUAUUGACGAGGACGACCUCGAAGCAGAACUGGAUGCGCUCGGUGAUGAAUUAGAAUUUGAGGACGAAGAAGUUCCGUCUUACUUGCAGGAAGAUGAGCUUGAUCUUCCCAAGACAGCCGAAACAGAUCCCAAAUUGCAACACGAUGUCAAGUUGGAUGAAUUUGGAUUGCCAGUUGCAGCAGAGGGUCCAAUGAAGGCAUAA
This is a messenger RNA of Mucor velutinosus, 672 nucleotides long. RefSeq lists its product as uncharacterized. Gene Ontology annotation, cellular component: multivesicular body. The transcript is spliced from 7 exons. Bases 1 to 672 code for a protein of 223 amino acids. The record is from RefSeq and is a predicted model, not a curated record. NCBI's taxonomy places the organism in Eukaryota, Fungi, Mucoromycota, Mucoromycetes, Mucorales, Mucoraceae. Gene Ontology annotation, biological process: late endosome to vacuole transport via multivesicular body sorting pathway; vesicle budding from membrane.